Molecule: messenger RNA, 1387 nt
Organism: Pieris rapae (cabbage white)
Lineage: Eukaryota; Metazoa; Arthropoda; Insecta; Lepidoptera; Pieridae
Product: protein-lysine N-methyltransferase EEF2KMT
Exons: 5
Coding region: 386-1357 (323 amino acids)
Source: RefSeq, a predicted model, not a curated record
AUGUUAGAUUUAUUAGAUUACACUAUAAUUAUUGCUUAGCAUAAAUAACAUACACUAAUAAUAUAGCGGAUUACAGUUAUAAAACAACACCUCGGUAAACUGUUAAAGACUGUACCUUUACAGUUUUUAACAGUUUAUGGUGACAUUUUUAAUGCAAUCUUAAUAGACUAUAUUGUAACUGUGUUUUUAUAAUUUCUUGGUCUUCAAACAAUGACGAGUAACACAGAAGAAGAAACCGCUAUUUACAAAUUAGCCAAAUGUUUUUACAAUGGAUUCUAUACGUUUUAUUUAAGCGUAAGUUUUAAAACCGCAUGAAUUAGAGUCCUUAACAUGGUCUGCACAAGAAAAGCUUCUUAACUUAACAUUAAAUAAUAAUCUUUUAAAAAUGUAUCCAGUAAGCAGCAAUUUCUGUAGGUUAUACUUAAAAAAUAUUUUGAAAUGUUUAGAGGGAAGGCAAGAUGUUCAUGAAAACAUCUAUGACUACCUCUGUACCAUAAUGAGUAACAAACAAGGAAUAGAUGAUUUUUACUAUAGACAUUAUGUUAUUGGGAGAAAUUUUAGCCAAAUUGUUACUUUGAAGGAAUCAAAUAAUAUGGUUGUUAAUGGAACUACAGGAAUGAAAACUUGGGAGGCAGCUCGUUUAUUGACAGAUUGGAUUCUUAUGAACAAAAAAUUUUUUUAUAAUAAAAAAAUAUUAGAAUUGGGCUCUGGCAUUGGUUUUACUGGCAUAACUGUUACAAAGUUCUGUGACCCUACUUCUGUAACAUUAACUGAUUGCCAUGAAGAUGUUUUAAAUGCAAUUAAUGAAAAUAUAGUAAUAAACUUUCCUCUAACAAGUCGAAGACUAGCAAAAGAAUAUACAGAAUAUGAUGUUGAUGGCAAAUUGAUAAGAGUAAUGAUGUUAGACUGGAAUGAUAUUGAUCAAAUAGAAGUUCCAGACAUUCCAGAUAUUAUUAUAGGUGCAGAUAUAGUAUAUGAUCCAUAUAUAUUAGAGCCUCUAUGUAAGGUCCUACAAUCUUUUUUCCUGAGGAAUAAAUCCAUAAGUGCCUUCAUAGCAUGUGUUAUAAGAAAUGAAGAAACAUUUAAUAAAUUUAUCCAAACCUUAGCUGACUAUAAUAUGAAAGAAGAAAAAUUAUAUAUGCCAGAAAAUAUUAAUUUAGAGUGGGAUCCCAGAGUUAAUCAGUGUAUUGUUAAAAUAAAUUUAAAUGAUACCUAUUCCGUUUUUUUAAUAAACGCCCUGUCUAUCGCAUUUUUUUUUGGGGGACGAUGUUACGUCCGAAGGAUUUACCACCUUUCCCUAGGCCCACCAUACACGUGUCCCCUGGGUGGUGCCAAUCGAGCAACAGGCGGCAGUUAAAUAACCUGAACUGGCAAUAAAUACUCUUAA